This is a messenger RNA of Priapulus caudatus, 235 nucleotides long. Its product is annotated as transient receptor potential-gamma protein-like. The transcript has 2 exons. Gene Ontology annotation, cellular component: cation channel complex; membrane. Gene Ontology annotation, molecular function: inositol 1,4,5 trisphosphate binding; store-operated calcium channel activity. Gene Ontology annotation, biological process: calcium ion transmembrane transport; manganese ion transport; regulation of cytosolic calcium ion concentration. The record is from RefSeq and is a predicted model, not a curated record. The annotation marks the transcript as partial. Lineage: Eukaryota; Metazoa; Priapulida; Priapulimorpha; Priapulimorphida; Priapulidae.
AUGUUGCAGAAAAUCCUAAGAAAGGCGAGUGAACGCAAUGCAAGGUAUCAAGCUGUGAUCCGGAGCUUAGUGAAGCGAUACGUGACGGAGAUGCAGCGGAAGCAGCAGCAUCAGGGCGUCAACGAGGACGACAUCAACGAGAUCAAGCAGGACAUCUCGUCGUUUCGCUUCGAGUUGCUAGAGAUACUCAAGAAUAAUGGCAUGCUGGGAGCGGAGGAUAGCACGACUAAACGUG